CGCGGCAGCCAUGCGCUGGCUGGACGCGGUGCGCGUGGUCCUGGGCGUCUACGCCGCCGGGGCCCGGGAGAUCCUGGUGCAGCUGGUGCGGCGCCUGCGCGGGGGCUUCGUGGAGCCGGAAUUCCCUCCGCAGCCCGGCCGCGUGGCCCUGGUCACCGGGGGCUCCGAGGGCAUCGGCUUCGCCACCGCCAAGCGCCUGGCCCGCCUGGGGAUGCACGUGAUCAUCGCCGCCAACGAUGACGUCACGGGCACCGAGGCUGUGCGGCAGAUCCGGAAGGAGACGCUGAGUGACACCGUCGAGUUCCUGCACCUGGACCUGGGCUCCCUGAGCUCCGUGCGUGAAUUCGCCUGGGCGUUCGUGCGCCGGGGGCUCCCCCUGCACCUGCUGAUCUGCAACGCCGGCGUGAUGCUGCCGCCGCCCCCACUCCAUCGCCCCGCCGGCCCCGGGUUCGAGGAGCACCUGGUCACCAACUUCCUGGGCCACUUCCUGCUCGUGCACCUGCUGCUGGGGCCGCUGGGGGCCGGGGGCGGGGCCGGGCGCCAGGCGCGGGUGCUGCUGCUCGGCUCGGCGGUGCACAGGGCCGUCCCACGGGGGGCGGAGCUGCGGUUCAGGCCCGGGCCCCCGGCGCUGGCCGGCUACGCGGUGAGCAAGCUGGCGCUGGUGCUGUUCGCCUUCCGGCUGCACCGGGUGCUGGGCGCUCGGGGCCUGGACGCCUCCGCCAGCGCCGUGGACCCGGGCGUGGCCGGCACCGGGCUGUUCCGGCGCGCGCCGGACGUGCGGCUGCUGCGGGCGCUGCUGGGCCGCCUGCUGUUCAAGACGCCGGACGAGGCGGCCUGGACCACGCUGUACGGGGCGCUGGCGCCCGAGCUGGAGGCGGUGGGCGGGCUCUACCUGCACAACGAGGCGCCGGCCCGGGCCCUGGGCGCCGCCUACGACCCGGCCCUGCAGCGCCGGCUCUGGGCCCAGAGCUGCGAGCUCGUCGGCCUCCCCGACCUCAGCCGGGACCUGGAGUGACGGCGCGGUGGCGGCCAUGAUGGAUGCGAGCAAUAAAUCUCUAUUUUAUUUAAGAUGUU
Messenger RNA from Lepus europaeus (European hare), 1074 nucleotides. RefSeq names its product dehydrogenase/reductase X-linked (gene DHRSX). Lineage: Eukaryota; Metazoa; Chordata; Mammalia; Lagomorpha; Leporidae. The coding region runs from base 11 to 1015 and encodes 334 amino acids. The transcript is spliced from 7 exons. The record is from RefSeq and is a predicted model, not a curated record.